GAAACUCAGGAGAGCGUACCGGGUCCGGCGGCUUACUUAUCUCAGAUCGAAGAGCUUCCCACGACAGUCGACGAGGAACAGGUGGAGACGUUGGAGGAUAAGAUUGAGGCAAUGGAAUUAGCGGAGGAGUUGGCGGAGGAACAGGUAGAGCAAGCAAAAGGGUUGCUGCUAAAGGAAGGGGAUAUCUUUGCGCAAUCU
Molecule: messenger RNA, 198 nt
Organism: Acaulospora morrowiae
Lineage: Eukaryota; Fungi; Glomeromycota; Glomeromycetes; Diversisporales; Acaulosporaceae
Source: the annotation of a GenBank genome assembly